UUAGCUGGAUAGAGCAGAAACGGCCCUGAAGACUUAUGGACUAUCUGAUUUGAUUAAAACGAAUCAUUUGGAGCAAAUCGCAUCUGCAAAUCGGCACACUACUCAACGCAGCUGCAGCAAUGGAAGGACAUGGCGGGGUUAUAUUCGGAUAUGCCCCUACUUUUGUGGUUAUGGGAAAUCGCCAAAAUAACUAUCUAGGUCUCUCUUGGUUGUAUGUGGCUGGCUGCUUGUAGCCAAUGUUAGCAUUUAGCUAGCUCACUGUGAACAAUCUGGCGGGACGGCCUGGUUUGUCUCGCACUAAAUAUUAACGGUCGCACUUCUCGAUGGUCAUAGCUCCACGGAUAUUGCUGAUAAUUUAGCCAUCUAUCCUAUCUAGCGUUAUCUGUCUAGCCAACAGUUCACACCAGAGCGCUGUUGCUAGGGCGGAGUUGCAGUUCAGUUCAGUUCAGUUCUGUUCUGUUCUGCUCUGCUCUUGCUAGCCAGUUAGCUAGAUAAUUUUAAACGAUAUACGAACUAACGCAAGUAGCAAGACUAACAGCUAGCUAGGCAAGCAAAGUUGCUGGCUAGCUGGCCAGAUUUGUUCGUGUUUCAUUCCGAGGGUCCUGCAUUAAAAUGUAAAGUGACUUAAAGCUAGGCUACCACGGGCAACUAUCUUUUCUUGUUGCAGAGGUUGGUUUGCGAAGUUUGUUCAUUUCGCAUUUGACAAACCGUUUGAUUUAAGAAGCUAGUUGAGCAAUUCCACAAUUUUGACUUGCCAAACCGAGGCAAAGUUAGGCCUAAACAUCAGGCUGGCUUGCUAAAUUUAAAGCUAACUAGCUAGCCAGAUUAUUAGCUAGUUCUGCUGUUAUUAAUAAACUAUUUGUAACAUGUCGUUUACCUAACGAAACGUUCAUUCCUUACGAUGUGGCUAUGGGAAUAGAAGGCUAAAGGUAGAUGUAGAUCGAACACCUUGAGCAAGUUUUUGUAUUUUGAGGGAGGCAAGUUAUCUAGUUAGUGCCACAAUGCAUUUUUUCACAUGUAGCCACAAGGAUUGUGUCAUUGAUGUUAACUAUUUACACUGGGACAAGAGAAGCACUUCCCGCGCCAAUUGCAUCAAAUAGAUAACCGGUGGUUUAGCUUGGCUUGGCUAGGCUAGGCAGCUAACUGGCAAUGAAAGAUAGCGUUAGUAUAGUAAUUUGAGGGAUCGUCGUAUGAUAAAUGAGUCAGACGCGCAGUAAUUUCUUAACGGUUGCAGUUUAACAUUAGUUAAUAGCAGGUACCUACUUCAGGUGUCACUAAUUUCUUUCAUAACCCUGAGAUAUAGUGGAGAUGCUCUAAAAGAAUCUGUCAUGUCGAGCAAAGCCUCGAGUAAAGAGAAGAAAUCCAGUCUUGGUAAGAAACUCUUCCGAAGAGGAUCUGUUCGGUCGGUGGGGAGUUUUAUGAGCAGAGUCUUGAAGACUCUGUCAACGCUCUCCCACUUUGGAUCCGAAUUACACGCUCCGGAAGGUGACAAAGACGAUGGCGGUUUCACAUCGUUCAAGCUCGAGGGCAAGGGAUCGGUAGCCUCUGAAGAAAGUGACUGCGGUGGUUUUCUCGCAGGAGACAAGGUGCCUGGUGUGUCCGGUCUUAAAAACCAUGGCAACACUUGCUUCAUGAAUGCCAUUCUGCAGUGUCUGAGCAAUACUGAGCUUUUUGCCGAGUAUUUGGCCCUGGAACAGUUUCGAGGAGAUGCAACGGAGGAAGAGAAACCCAAGACAAACGGUGUUCACCUGCAGAGGAGAGGUCCUCAGCAGAAAGGAGACGUGACCGAACAGCUGGCUGGAUUGGUUAGAUCCUUGUGGACAUUUGAAUAUACUCCACAGCAUAGCAGAGAUUUCAAAAAUGCUGUGUCGAAGCGUGCUAUGCAGUACAGGGGAAAUGCUCAGCAUGAUGCUCAAGAGUUCCUCCUCUGGCUUCUGGACCGUGUGCAUGAAGACCUUAACAGCAUGGGCCACAACAGGUCCUCUAUAAAGCCCCCCCUAGAGGAAGAUGAUGGAGCUCUGGAGGGACCCUCACUCCCACUCUCAGCUGGCUCCUUUGUUCAGGAGCUUUUUCAAGCACAGUACAGGUCCUCGCUCACUUGCCCGCACUGUCAGAAACAGAGCAACACUUUUGAUCCUUUCCUGUGUAUCUCCCUCCCCAUCCCGUUACCUCAUACUCGGCCUCUGUACGUGACGGUGGUGUAUCAGGGCAAAUACUCUCACUGCAUGCGGAUCGGCGUCGCUGUCCCCCUCAAUAGCACCGUCUCCAGGCUGAGAGAGGCUGUGGCGAGAGAGACCAAGAUUCCGCCGGACCAGUUUGUCCUGACCGAAAUGUACUACGAUGGUUUCCACCGCUCCUUCUGUGAUGAUGACGAAGAUCUCGAUAUCAUUCAAGAGAGCGACUCCAUCUUUGCAUUUGAAACCCCUGAGACAUUCCGAUUGGAAAACCUUCGCUCCAAAAGAGGGAGCCUUCUGGCCAACCUCAAUCAGAACAAUCUGAAGUACAACAGUGAGAACACUCGCACCCCGUCGUUCAUGCAAGGGGCAGUGAAUCCGGCAUCACCCAAUAAGAAUACGGAAUCUGAUAAGAUGAUCCUGCUGGUCUGUAACAGAGCCUGUACUGGUCAUCAAGGGAGGAGGUUUGGCCUUCCCUUUGUUCUGUACAUGGACCGCGCUGUGACAUGGGAUGUGCUUCAGAAGGCGAUACUGGAGAAGAUGCAUCACCUGAGACCAGGGGUUUACAUCCAGGUGGGGCCCUUCAGCCUGCGUGUUGUUGGUGUAGUAGGAAUUACGUACCUGUUACCUCAGGAGGAGCAUCCGCUCCGUCACCCCACCGUGGAGAGGGCAUACAAGUCGUGUGGCCAUGGGGGCCCUCCUCAUGUAAAGAUCGUGGUUGAGUGGGAUAAAGAGACCAAGGAUUACCUGUUUGGCCACACGGAGGAGGAGUACAUCCCAGACGCAGAGAGCGUGUACCUGCACCGCGAACAGCACCACCAGCCGCAAGCCUGCACCCUCGCACAGUGCUUCCAGCUCUACACCAAAGAGGAGCAGCUGGCUCCGGACGACGCGUGGCGCUGUCCCCACUGCAAGCAGCUACAGCAGGGCCGCAUCAAACUCAGCCUGUGGACCCUGCCAGACAUCCUCAUCCUCCAUCUGAAGCGGUUCAGGCAGGAGGGCGACAGGAGACUGAAGAUGCAGAACAUGGUGCAGUUCCCUCUGCUUGGCCUGGACAUGGCCCCCCACGUGGUGAAGAGGAGCCAGAGCAGCUGGAGCCUCCCCUCACACUGGUCACCCUGGAGACGACCGUACGGCCUCGGCCGUAACCCAGAUGACUAUCUUUAUGACUUGUAUGCUGUAUGCAAUCACCAUGGCAACAUGCAUGGAGGGCACUACACAGCGUACUGUAAGAACUCCAUUGAUGGGCAGUGGUACUGCUUUGAUGACAGCGAGGUCCAGCCCAUAGCUGAUGAGGAAGUAUGCCAACAGAUGGCCUACAUUCUGUUCUAUCAAAGGAGGACGACUAUUCCUUCUUGGUCUGCCAAUAGCUCUGUGGCUGGCUCCACCAGCUCGUCUCUGUGUGAGCACUGGGUGAACCGCAUCCCAGGAAGCAAGCCACCCAGCCUGGCCUCCGGAGCUUCAUCACGCCGCACAUCCCUGGCCUCUCUUGCCGAGUCUAUGGAGUUCCCGGGUGAUCGCAGCGAAGACGACGGAGGAUUUUCCACCCGACCCUUUGUGCGGAGCAUCCAGCGUCAGAGCUUGUCUUCCAGAUCGCCGUUAGCCAGCCCUCUGGCCUUUAGUGAGAAUGGCACCAAGCCCUGCUGGUCUCUGUCUGCCAAGCUCCACAUGAGGUCCAGCUCACCCUCGCACUUCUCCUUAGACUCCCGCUCCUCACCACCGCUGGAGAGAAUUGGGGAGGCAAGCGAUGACAAGGUGUCCACAUCAUGCUUUGGCAGCUACAGCCGGCACGAGCGCCACGCGAGCAGCAAGGCCCCUCUGGCCACCAUGGAGGGCAUUGGUAGUGACGAGGGCGAUGGGACAAGGAUUGUGGAUGACGCCUACUGCAGGGUGCUCCCGACUGUUGACAGGAAAAGCUCCAAAGCUGAGCCUCUGGACAACAACAACCAGAUCACUGCUUUGGACCAAAAUGUGCAUGGGACUCCUUCCAAAGAGCAAAAACACAAGAACUUAGCAGGGACAAAGGGGGAGAUAAAGGGGCAGACGGCCGGGACGAAAAAGAGCUCGAGCAAGGUGAAGGGAGACCAGGAGAAAUCCAAAAAGCGCCAGAGCACGUCUUCUGUGCAGAAAUCGACUUCAUCCCAAACAUCUUCCAACCCUCAAGGGAAGGGUGCCAGAGUGACCAAUUUGAAGGAGAAGAGUGAACCUGCCAAGAACACCAAAGGGGUCUCACCAGGAACCCCCUCCAAGAAGAAGGACCACUCCCAGAUCCAGGAGGCAGCAUCAGUGUCUGCGGCAACGAAAGCGAAGCAGCGCCUGACCUCUCCUGCAUUGUCUUCGGCCUCCCCCUCGCCAACCGGGAAAAGAAACUUCGUCAGCACGCAGGAGAAGAGCUCUGCCUCCAGCAGGAAGAAGCUGAUGGAGAGGAGCUCCAGCCGGGACUCUGUCCACACCAGUCCCCUGGCGGACAAGCCCAGACCUGGGGCCAUGUUGCGCUACUCUCAACCCAGGGGCACCGAGGGAGUUCGGCUGGAGAGGAGGCCCCUACGCAGCUCCAGCAGCAGCUCCUCAGUCACCAGCCUGCGCUCUCCCAGCGUCUCCUCCAGGGACCUGCGCCGCAGUAGCAAGUCCGAGGAUAAAGGCCUCUCCUUCUUCAAGAGUGCCCUAAGGCAGAAGGACACCCGCCGCUCUGCCGACCUGGGCAAGAGCGCCAUGCUCCCCAAGAAGAGUAGCGACAGGACAGCCAGGUCCAGCAGCCAGACCAAACUGGGUGCGGAAGAGGGCGAGGGGAACGCCUCCCACCAAGUCUCCCCUGCAGCCCUCUCCGGCAGGGCUGCCAGCGAAGACAAGGAGUCGGCUGCUACCUACACCCCUGGCAAACGCUCACUGCUACCUGUGGGCAAAUGCAAGUCUUCCAAUUCUGAGACAAAUCUUCAGUCUCCUGUCAAUGGGAAGAGGCCUGGUGAGAAGAUGCCCUCUUCCAGAAAGCUUUCUUCCAGCAUGCAAUCCUCUGCACGCCCAACACUGACGCCUCAAUGAUGUUUGAAUAGUACGUUCGUUAUAUUCUGUAAUGCAGCUAUUUUUUUGAUGUGCCUAAGAUGGAUGUAUAUCAAAAUUAUAUAGGAUAUACCUUUUACUUUUCUCAAAGAAAAUAUGUACAUGAUCAGAAGCGCCUUUUUAUCCUGCCAUGGAAAUGAGUGGCAAGGUGUGGUAUACAAAUAUACUACUGCUCACAACUCUGAAUAGGAAUGUUUUAACUUAGCACUUUGUAUAUAUUCUUUUCUGUUUCAAAUAAUGCUCAACCAUCAGGAGACUAAUGUAUGUGUGUAUUGGAUUUUUAUUAUUAUUAUUAUUAUUUUUUUUUUUUUACUUUGUUUGUUUUUUGAAGAAGUCAGCUGGGUUCUUAUAUUUGGAGCACUCCCAACUAGUCGCUCCACUUCCACACUUGGUGCUAAUUAAAGGGCAGUGUUCCUCUGGCAUUGUAGGAAUGGGGCAAAUGGAGUGGACCGUUGACCUGGUAACUUGACAUGGCCUGUAUGUGAACCACACCAAGCGUGCAUGCAGAAGUGUCAGCAGUAAACACAUGUCACAACCUGCUGUCCUGCCUCAUCUGGUUUUCAUACUAUCGAGUAAUGAAUUCCAGUAGCAUAACUGCCUUGUGAAGUGUACAUACUGUUGCCAAUUGUAGAUCAACAGCUGAUUUGUGUGAAUGAGACAUUUUUUAAAAUGGUAAUUAGACAAUCUUAAAUUUUUUUUUUGUUUUUGUUUUUUAACACACUCUUGAGGUGUGCUUUUCGUCUUUAGAUAUGGGUAAAGGCAGUGUAGCUGUUUGUGAGAGGUGAUAACCUGGUGAGAGUAUGACUGCAGUUAUUUCCCUGUGCUUGCCCAUUUUGAUGCCAACAGCCUUCAUUAACUUCAGCUUUGCUUGCUAUGAACAGGGGUUGAGCCCCUCCAUGUCAGUUUGUAUCUCCAUAUUAAUCUGUGGAUUAACAGUGCAAUAGUUUUCAGAACUUUGUAGAUGAAGCAAAAUAUUACUUCUGUAUCCAAAAAAUAUAUAUAACAUUGAAUUUAAUGUAUACGUUUUGGACAUGCUUUAGAUUUGACUCCAGUGAUUUUAAUGAUACUGUAUGUAUGCAAUAGAGAUGAGAACCAUUUAGUCAAAGUAUAUCAUAAUCUAAGAUUCUGGAAUGCUCUUCAACUCUCAUUGUGGGAUUUAAUUUUCUCUUCUUGCAAAAUUUUGGUUUCUGUGGCAUGAUCUAAUACUCCAGUUACCCUUCACGUGAUUCUCAAGUCCCUUUCACACUUCAAAUUUAUCUUAACAUUCCUUUAAAAGAAAUGGUAUGCAUAUUUUGAAAUUUACUUGAGAGAAAGCAUGGAUAAGAACGUCUGUAAAGACGUUCCUAGAGGUAGUGCUGUCAGUAUGUUGACCAGUGCUCAUGGAUUUGCUUCCAGGGGUUAAGGGAUUUGGGGUGUUCUCAAGCACCCAGGUCAGAUUUUGUCCUUUAAGUCUGAACAACAAAAAGAAACAACUAAAGCUUCACUCUAGAUACAUUUUUAAUUUGAACGUGGGACACGCUCAUAUGCUAAUGUGCGUUUUCCAGAAAAGUGUCCGUUUCCUCCGGAACACAAUAGCACUAAAGUGCACUGUAAUAUGGUACUAAGAAUCAGGUGAUCACUGUGAGUCUUCUGGGAAGUUGGGGCUUGGUCAUGGUUCAAAAAGGGGAGAAAAAAAAAUGAAAGCAAUGUCAUGUAACCACUUCAGACACUAACAAGUCAUGUGCUCUUUGCUACAGGUUUUUUCUUGUAAAAAUCACCCUUAAAUAUUAUAUAAUGCAUACUGUCAAAAAGGUGCACCUGUAAUGACCUUGCAGGUACUUUGUUAGCAGAAAACUUUUUUUUUAAAUUUUUUUUAUCAGAUUUCUCUUAAGUAUUCAGUUAUUUCUCCUCCAGGGUCCGUUUCCCCCAAUGAUGGCAGCUUGGCUCUGAUGCUUUUAGCUGUACUUUAAUUACAUAAAGUUCAUAAGUUCUUGAUUAAGUUGGUCAUUAAUUCUGAUCAGCUAAAUGAUCUGCUAAAUAUCUGAGUGUUUCUCUGUAGAAUUGGCCUGAUAUUUUUAUGACAUACCACUAUAAUACUACCGCUACACCUCCCUGAUGAUUUGUUUAGGCUACGAUGCAGCACUGUUUUGCAAGGGGACCAUUUGCACCAUUCAAAUAAUUAUAGAAAACAGUAAUGCAUGAUGACACUGAUGCAUGCAUGUAACUAUGCAAGCGAAUGUUGCUAAGAAAAAUUAAGUGGAUGCCAAUAUUUCUGUAUUUCUAAAUGGCAGUAGGGGGAAUAUGGGUUGGUUCUUAUUGCUUUUUUUGCACUCAUUCCUUUUGUUUUAGAUGGCAAAGGAAGAAUGUUUUGGUAUUAGCCUACAUGCUUUAUAUUCUCCAGUGAAAAGCAUCAUUAAAUCUGUUUUUCAGUACUUUUCCAUUCAUAAGCUUUUAAAGGAAAGUUUUUCCGUUUAUUCGAUAAGGAUAAUUUUCUUUAUACAAUCUAAAGUCAUGUUGACUUCACCUUUUAUUGUAGUUGUGUUCUCACGACUUGCUCAACUUGCUCACAUGGAAGCCCACCAGCCACAACCACCACCACAGCAAAUCUCGCGCACACCCACCCACCCAAUCACCAUCACAGCAA
Messenger RNA from Electrophorus electricus (electric eel), 7854 nucleotides. It is a transcript of the gene usp31, whose product is annotated as ubiquitin specific peptidase 31. Gene Ontology annotation, molecular function: cysteine-type deubiquitinase activity. Lineage: Eukaryota; Metazoa; Chordata; Actinopteri; Gymnotiformes; Gymnotidae. Gene Ontology annotation, biological process: protein deubiquitination. The record is from RefSeq and is a predicted model, not a curated record.